CAUAAUUGGUUUUUCCUUUAAAAGGAAUGCAAACUCCCACAAUGCCAUGCAUGCUUGAGCUUUUCAGAAAAUUGGGCACGGUUACUACAGUGAAGCAGACUCAUCUAUAUUAGUAACUACGUACUCAUCUUGAUACUCUGCACCCCUCCCUUGUACGCCUGGCCUUUCUGCUUAUCUUCCUACGACUUGAAAUUGCAUUGGAAGGAAGCGGACAGAGAAGAGAAGGGGAAAAAUGAAAGGGGAAGCACACGAGGAAUUAGCCUUUGAAUCUCUGCCUCCAGCUUUGCAACGAAAGUUCUUCUCCAAUGUCGAACGCCUUCGUCUAGCUCAAGAUGAUCGCUGGGAUGGUAUUCACUAUCAGCGCCGCUUGGCUAGAGUGCCUCGCCAUUUCCCCUUUUGUACCCUUCAGGGUCGCUCCUAUCCAACAUCCGCCAUAAAAUCCAUCAAUAGGAAUAAGAGGUGCCACCCGCACAAGUCUUCCUUUCUAAACACGACUAAGAAGCUCCGCAAAGCCGACUCGUUCCAGUUGGCCCAUCUUGCCGUCCAAGUAGACUCGCGAUGCUUCCAUUCAUUACCACCUAAGAUCCAGCAGAAACUCUUCUCCAAAGAAGAACGGAGUUGGUUUCACCAAACGCAGUUUGAAGCUCGGUUCUUCGAUGCUGCCGUUGAAGCGCCUUACCCGCUAGAGAAAGCAAGCCGUUCCUGGCAUCAGCGUCCUGAAAUUCAGCCCUCGGACAGAAACUCUACUACGACCUCACAGUCAUCCACCUUAUACUUCGACUUCUCGGAUUCGGAUUCCAGCUCUGAUACCGACAUGGACGACUCGCUCUAUGAUAACUUCCGUUGGUUUGAAAAGGAUGGGGAUCUUGACCUAAGGCUGGACGAGUACCACGCGCAUGUUGCCAAGUCGAUGUCGAACUUGCCGCCCCAAAGGCGGCUUUCUUUUCGAACGGCAGUAUCGUUUAAUCCAGGCGUUUCAAGUCGCAAACCGAUAUCGGCAGUGUCGCGUCAAAAAGCGCAACCCUUGCGACGGUCGUCGACGUUUCCGACAGCGCCGAUGAAUAUCACGGCUCGUAAUUCAAGUUCUCGACCCUCAUCGAGCCAAAGUCAAGCCCAUACACCUCGAUCAUCCAGUAUCGAUCCAUCGGCGCAAUAUUAUCAGGACCCUGAGGCCCGCCUAAAACUGCGGCUCUACCUGGCCUCACCGCAAAACUUUGAUGAAGCUGUUGAGUUUGGUUUCCCGGCUCUAAACAAUGAGAGAAUCAUGCCAGUCGAGCGGGCACCAGCUGAGAUUGAAACGAAGCCUCAAACAUUUAUCGGCACGUUCCUCGACGACGAGGACACGUCAGUUUCAGUCGAACGGUGCGAGAAGCGAAUGCACGUAUCUCAAUUAUCAUAUGUCAUGCAAUACUCUCGCUCAUCACCCCUUGAAUGCCUAGAUCCAAGACACCAGCCAUGGCUGUUACCACCAAGGUCUGGAAACAAGCAGUAUCCAGGUAGUGACCGCGAAAUGACUCUGAAGAUGACGCUAACGAGACCCGACCUUCGGACGACCGUGCCACCACCCAAGGUGGACCCACUGAAGCUGCCACUGGAGGAUAGCGGUUCCCACCUAUGGGGAUCUAGUGAGGACGAACAAGGCUUGAUGAGGAAAAUGUGGCGUAAGUUUCGGAAACAGAAAUACUGAGCUUUCGCCCUUAAUACCAUCUUAUGAAUAGGCUUUGGUAGCGCCAUCGGAAAUAAGAUAUAGUAUUGUACCUUCCAUAUUUAAGAACUCUACAAAUCCUCAGUAGCCACCAGUAACUUCAGAACAUAUAACAAACUGUUUUCUAGGAUUGCACGGAUUUUCG
Aspergillus pseudonomiae is the source of this 1850-nucleotide messenger RNA. RefSeq lists its product as uncharacterized. NCBI's taxonomy places the organism in Eukaryota, Fungi, Ascomycota, Eurotiomycetes, Eurotiales, Aspergillaceae. The transcript has 3 exons. The record is from RefSeq and is a predicted model, not a curated record. Bases 233 to 1687 code for a protein of 484 amino acids.